CCACCCACUUAAAGGCAUCUUUUUUCUUUCUUUCUUUAUAGCUUAAUUCUAACUAAACUUUGGCUUUCCUUCUGGGUUUUGAUGAAAAAGCUGAUCUUGAAAAUCCCCACAGUCAGUUUCUGUCAAUAAUCAGCUCAAGCAAGGGUUUUUUUUCCAUGAAGAAACGUCAGGUGGUGGUUAAAAGAGAUGCAUCCGGGAGAAGUUCUGGUACUUCUUCUUCAAUGGUCAGACACGUUCGAUACGUUGAGUGCCAAAGGAAUCACGCGGCGAAUAUUGGAGGAUACGCCGUGGACGGCUGCAGAGAAUUCAUGGCGAGUGGUGAAGAAGGUAUAAGUGCGCUCACAUGCGCCGCUUGCGGCUGCCACAGGAAUUUCCACAGAAGGGAAGUGGAAACUGAGGUAGUUUGUGAGUAUACUCCUCCCAAUUCAAGUUAAAGAAAAACACAUAAAUAUAUAAUUAGAGAAUGAGGUGUUAUAUGUGAAUUAACUGAUUGAUUUCUGUUAUUGCUUUAGAUGAUUUCUGUGUUGAUUUUGUAUUAUUAAUACUUAUUAAAUCAACCCACUUGACUAUUAUAAGAAAAA
Molecule: messenger RNA, 581 nt
Organism: Mangifera indica (mango)
Lineage: Eukaryota; Viridiplantae; Streptophyta; Magnoliopsida; Sapindales; Anacardiaceae
Product: mini zinc finger protein 3-like
Exons: 1
Coding region: 156-434 (92 amino acids)
Biological process (GO): regulation of developmental process; regulation of DNA-templated transcription
Cellular component (GO): nucleus
Molecular function (GO): transcription cis-regulatory region binding; DNA-binding transcription factor activity
Source: RefSeq, a predicted model, not a curated record